Haliotis rubra (blacklip abalone) is the source of this 2556-nucleotide messenger RNA. RefSeq names its product thyroid peroxidase-like. Lineage: Eukaryota; Metazoa; Mollusca; Gastropoda; Lepetellida; Haliotidae. The coding region runs from base 152 to 2248 and encodes 698 amino acids. Gene Ontology annotation, biological process: response to oxidative stress. The record is from RefSeq and is a predicted model, not a curated record. The transcript is spliced from 11 exons. Gene Ontology annotation, molecular function: peroxidase activity; heme binding.
AGUGGUUUCGGUCCAAAGCUCAACUGCGCUUCCAGUCGAAAGUGUAGCACGUCCUCCAAGUACCGAACAGCUGAUGGUUCCUGCAACAACCUCGCGCACACAACUUGGGGCAUGGCAUCCAUUCCAAUGAGACGAUGGUUGUUCCCAGCAUAUGAUGAUGGCAUCUCUACCCCGCGAGAAAGAGCCACCCAAGGGUCGUCUUCGAAGCUCCCCAGUGCCCGCCUGGUCAGCACGACUGUCCACACCCCCUUCAACAAACGCUGACCGCCACGCCUCCUACACCCACAUGUUGAUGCAGUGGGGUCAGUUCUUGGAUCACGACAUCACCAGCACACCCACUCAACAACUGUCUGCAGGUCCUUACGGGAGUUCUGUUGGGUGCUGUGCUUCUGGUUUUCCGAAAGGAGGGUCAUUUGAAUUUGGAAGAAGACUUCCAAUAACUCCUAUCAACAGGCCCCAGUGCUUUCCCAUCGACAUCCCUCAACCCGACAGACACUUCAGAACCACCUGUAUGAACUUCGUGAGGUCGGUCCAAGUAGCGAACGCUGAUUGCCAAGCAGCACCUGUGGAACAACUUAACCAGAUCACCGCCUACGUAGACGCCUCACAGAUGUACGGAUCGUCACAGGCGGAACAAAACAAACUGCGGACAUUUGUUGGCGGUCAACUGAAGAUGAAAUCUACACACUUGCCUAGCGAUUCAAAACGUAGCUGUACCACACCAAACAGUCCCAGCUACUGUUUCCUAGCAGGCGAUCAUCGAGUGAAUGAAAAUCCAACUCUUCAAAGCUUGCACACCAUCUUCGCAAGGGAACACAACCGAAUCGUUGCAAAACUAAAUGCCCUCAACUGCCACUGGAACGAUGAGAAACUCUUCCAGGAAGCCCGGAGGAUAGUCGGCGCUAUUGUACAGAAAAUUACGUACGAUGAAUACUUGCCUAUCAUCAUGGGUCAGCAAGCUAUGAUCAAGUAUGGCUUGCCAACUGGAUCUGGGAGAACCUACACCAAUGUCUACAGCACAACGACGGACGCAAGCAUCAGGAACGCCUUCGCUACUGCGGCUUUCAGGAUGGGACACUCCAUGAUCCACAGCCACUUUGCCAGCUACAGCUCUUCAUUUAGUUAUCUCGGCCAGGACCAACUCAGCAAGAUCUUCGGUAAGACGAAUCUCAUUCUGAACGUCAACAACAGGACGGUUGGUCAUUACUGUAGAGGACUGGUUAAGGACAGUGUUCAGAACACAGAUCACAAACUGACACAGGAGGUUACGGACAGGUUGUUUGUCGACAGUAAAGGCAACAGUCUGGACCUGGCAGCUCUCAACAUCCAGAGAGGAAGAGACCACGGACUCCCGUCUUACACCGAGUGGAGGAAGUUCUGUGACGUUCCAACAGCGGCAUCCUUCUUUGAUCUUGCCUCCACUACUCACACAACAACUGCAGCAAACCUUCUGAAGAAAGUGUACAAACACGUUGACGACAUCGACCUGUUUCCUGGGGCUUUGUCGGAGACACCUGUUCCAAGGGGACUUCUGGGUCCCACAUUUACCUGUCUCCUUGGGAAACAGUUCCAGGCACUGAAGACAGGAGACCGAUUCUGGUUUGAAGAGGACAAUGCUUAUGUCAAAUUUACGUCAAACCAGCUGAAUGAGAUACGGAAAGUGAGUCUGUCCCGGGUUGUGUGUGACAAUACCGACACCUACAAGAUCCAGAGGAACGCUUACAUCAAGGGAACUCCGGUCCAGUGCAACGGUCUGCCUGAAAUUAACCUCAGUUUCUGGAAUGAGCCCUCAACAGCCACCUGGGGGUCCUGGACGUGGUGGGGAGCAUGCAUCUCCGGACAACAGAGUAGGAAACGCUCAUGCAAGACCUGCGGCUGCACUGGUCAGAGCUCUCAGAGUCGCACUCGCACUUGGUCCAGCUGGGGACCAUGGAGUAGCUGUUCGUCCGGCAGAAGAAGUCGCUAUCGGUAUUGUCGCAACAAUCUAUGGCGCGGUCGCAGACAGGCGGCGUUACAGAAAGCAAUUAAUGUGGAUCCCUUGGAUGAUUUUAGAGUUAGACACCCUGUUGAUCCUAUUCGUCCUAUUGAUCCUAUUGGUCCCAUUGAUCCUAUUUAUCCUAUCGAUCCUAUUCGUUCAUGUACAUGCAGCGGGUCUAGCAGACAGAAUGGAUUCUGUGGCUGGAGUGAUCCUUAUGCUGUGGACGUUUUGAAAGGUAAUGAGGACAGAUCUGCGCGAUUGGAACAGUAAUAUCUGGAAGAAUGAUUUCACAUGCUUUAUCAUUUCGGUGAUAGUAUAGGAGCCGAGUAUCACGUGUUAUUUGUCUGCCCAACUUCUUUUGUUAGAUUUGUAGUUCGUUUUUUCUAAGUUCACUUUCGCCUGACCAUCAUCCAACUGGCAUCUUCGAUCCGAGUCUUUGUUUCGUCCCACGCACUUGAUCUCUUGUACAUUUAUUUUUGUAACGUUAUCAAAUGUUUACGCCAUACUAGCUGCAAAUACUGUUAUUGUUGUGAGUCUUUUUCAUCUCGAUUAUGAUGAAUAAAUUUUGGUUGUCAAAA